AUGGAUAGAAAGCGGGGAAUAUUCCUUGUUCCCCCACCACCGCUAGCUGUUGUCGUGGAGGACAUGGCUCAAAAAAUCCAUUGCAAGGAGGAGAGGGUGCGUGGGAAAAAGAGGAGUACAGCACACAUUCCUAGAGGGAGCCAGGAGAAAAGGAGAAGCACAAAGAAAACUAAAAAAGAAGAAGACGAAGAAGACAAGGAGGAAAAAGAUGAUAAAGACCGUUUGAAUGGAGUUUCGUACACAGUUGAUUUGGAAACUGGUGAGUAUAUUGUAAAAGAAGAAACCGAUAGAAGGGACGAUUUAGGUGAAGACGAACCCCCUUCUUCUCUCCUUCCUGAGCCAGAAUUUUCUCUUGAAGAGGCCCUUCAGCUUUUCCUGGAGGGUGAAGGGAUAGAACGUGAAGAAAGUGAAGCUAGCGUAAGCGAGAGCUCUGGCUCCCCAUCGCGGCUGACAGAGGAGCUAGACCUCUUAGAGGAAAUGAUACAUGGCCCUGCUUAUCCACCACCUCAUCAUAGGCCAAUACAGGGUACGGGGCAGGGCAGCAUCAGGAGGUAUAAACGGCAUUUGCUAUACACAGCAUUACGCCUAAGAAGCCUUUCACCAUUACUCGGCUGUAUGCCACCUAGGGAUCCAGUUAAUUUCCCUCAUUAG
Molecule: messenger RNA, 651 nt
Organism: Nezara viridula (southern green stink bug)
Lineage: Eukaryota; Metazoa; Arthropoda; Insecta; Hemiptera; Pentatomidae
Source: the annotation of a GenBank genome assembly